Molecule: messenger RNA, 2391 nt
Organism: Cadophora gregata
Lineage: Eukaryota; Fungi; Ascomycota; Leotiomycetes; Helotiales; Ploettnerulaceae
Exons: 4
Coding region: 1-2391 (796 amino acids)
Biological process (GO): DNA-templated transcription; positive regulation of transcription by RNA polymerase II
Molecular function (GO): sequence-specific DNA binding; DNA-binding transcription factor activity, RNA polymerase II-specific; zinc ion binding
Source: RefSeq, a predicted model, not a curated record
AUGGACGCUGCAGACUUGAUCCGGCAGGCCCAGAGCUCCGUCAGUAAAGCUCGCGAGGCAAAGAGUGUACGUGCCAGGGAAAGCAGCCACGAAAGCGAUGAUCAUUCUCCCCGAAUCGCACACACUUUGACGGCAUGUUGCCGAUGUCGCCAGAGGAAAACAAGAUGCGAUCCAAACUUGCCACGAUGUCUGCCUUGCGAACGGGCCGGCGCCAUAUGCGAGUAUUUUGACACAGCCAAAGGGAAGAAGAUUUCUCGAACCUAUGUCAUACGACUUCAAGACAAGGUAAGGGCAUUGGAAAACGAGCUCAGCCAAUAUACCGAGGAGGAAGGCUUCCCGAAGAACACGGAAGAUAUUGUUCGGCCUGGGGGGCUCGUCCGGUUGGAUGAAGACGAUGAGACGCCACGAUUUCUGGGGCCAUCGAGUGGUAUUGCGAUGACACGGCUAGUUAUGGAGGAGGCCAAAAAAUAUACAGAUUCGAGAAGUAUCCGUGAGCUGGUGCCUGAGGUCCGUUACAGGCGAAAUCCUUUGCCCUCGCCAGAAGCAUCAACUGGUCGAAAAAAAUCGUACCCGAUGAUCAGUGCUGUCCCAGCAUUGACGUUACCUAGUCGUCUGGUGACGGAUAAGCUGUUGGAAGUGUUCAAUCAAAAAGCUCAAUACCUGAUGCCUACUUUGCACGAGCCAACCUUGCAAAAGGACAUGCAAGAUGUCUAUGAUGGAGACACCGAUCCUUAUAAAAACUUCGUGGUUCGAAUGGUGCUUGCGAUCGCUAUGCAGAAAUUGGACCCGCAAUAUGCUGGCCUAGCUGAUAGUUACUAUCUGGCUGCGAUGGCAUACAUGGAGGAAGUAAUUCGCCCAAAGGACCUCAAAACACUUCAGUGCUUGGUGUUGGUUGCUCUUUAUUCGCUGCUAACCCCCACUCGCACCGCCAUCUACUAUGUUGUAGGCUUGGCAACUAGGCUUUGCCAGCAACUUGGAUUAACGGAAGAGAAAACCAUUACUCAAGGAGUAUCUUUAGGACUUGUUAAUCCGAUCCAACUGGAUAUGCGACGUCGUCUCUCCUGGAUUAUUCUUUCGAUGGAAUUUGGUCUUGCACAUAGCAUGGGCCGUCCAAAUGCCUUUGCUACUGGCCAGGACCACGUUGACGUGGGAUUUUUUGAGCCUAUUGACGACGAGUAUAUCACUGCUGAUGGAAUUUUGCCUGGACCUGUUUCUGAGAAAAAAACUGUCGCUAUACAUUUCCUACGCAUGAGGCUUCUCCAAGCUGAAAUCCGACGAGUACUUUAUCAGAAAAAGCGCCCGGAACCAAGGAGCGAAGAUCAUCCUUGGUAUGCACAAAUGGAACAAAAGCUCAAGGACUGGGUAGACGCUUGUCCUACCAGUCCAUCUUGGAGCAAACCUUGGUUCAUUGGCAGGCACAGGACCAUGAUCGUGACUCUCCUCAGACCUUCUCCCCAGGUCCCAAAACCGUCCGUUCGCUCCGCCAUUAUGUGCUAUGAUGCUGCGUCAACCAACAUCAAAGAUCUAAGCAAGCAAAUGGAGACGUCGAUGGUUGAUAUCACCUGGAUAUUUGUCUUAACCCUUUUCCAAGCAGUGAAUACAGUUCUAUGGUCGAUUUCUUAUCCAGAGGUUCGUGCCAUGCAUGGAAAGGAGGAGCUAGAAGAAAACAUUGACAUAGCUCUCGACAUCAUCUCCAAAUGCAGAGAGCGCUGGCCAGGGACUGGAGCCGCUUCACAGCUGUACUCGAAACUGGCAAAAGCGUGCCUCAAAAGCUACGAUACAAACGAUUCCCUACAUGCACCAUCUUCUCUAUCAGCGACAUCUCCGUCGUCCCUUACAGAUGCCAACUCACCAUCGGCCUCAGAGCAUUCCAGCACCACCACAAGCUCAUUUGCAUACUCUCAGAAGCAAUUCCAAUCAUCCCCUCCCCAAUUUGGUUACGUGUUCGACCAAAUGCCGGAACCAGUCAGCAAUCUUGACUAUGGCAACAGCUUCCCUCCACAACCAUCAUUCCGUUCCGGCUCGAUAUUUGCUAGUCCCUCGAGUAUGCAAACGGACCGUCGAUUCAGCUACUUUCCGCCAGACUUUACCCAGCCUCAGGGGCUUCCCAAUGCUUGGAAUCCAACUGCUGGCAAUCAGCAGCAACAAAUGCCCGCACCUCCGCCGCCACAAAUACAGCAACCAGCCAUUGCUGACCCUGCUUACCUCAUGCAGUCUACACAUUACAAUUUUGGAUCUCAUAUGUUUGGUGACCCUAGUUACGAUACCGAAAUGAGGCAUGGAAGUCUCAGUCAACAACAGCAAAUUGAAUUGAUGGAAAGCCUCGAGACUGAAGGUCUGGCAGAAAUUGAUCAAUUCAUGGCAGGGUACGAAAAUUCCAUUAAGAUUUGA